Molecule: messenger RNA, 3149 nt
Organism: Colletotrichum scovillei
Lineage: Eukaryota; Fungi; Ascomycota; Sordariomycetes; Glomerellales; Glomerellaceae
Product: MPE1
Exons: 3
Coding region: 900-2801 (633 amino acids)
Biological process (GO): ubiquitin-dependent protein catabolic process; mRNA processing; protein ubiquitination
Cellular component (GO): nucleus
Molecular function (GO): ubiquitin protein ligase activity; nucleic acid binding; zinc ion binding
Source: RefSeq, a predicted model, not a curated record
AGGCCCAGCCCAGAGAAGGGACAUAGGCACCCGGAAAAACACCUGUCCGGACUUUCCGGCGCUCACGUGCCACCUGGCCCGGGCUUGCCCAGAAUUGGCAGUGCUGCAGAAUCAGGCCGGUCGGUCGCAGUGGCCAGAGAGUGGGUUCCAGCUACCUUUCUCCGUCUGCCUGCAGUCACUGCCGGCUAUAUCUCUUCUCCUCCCCCUUUGCGUUACUCCUCUUUUUCCUGCCACGAACAUCACCAUCAACGCCCUCUUACGACCUGCGACCGCGCGUUUCGUUCUGCCGAUACCUAUGUACGGGUGCUCCAUACGACUGUGCAACGGAUUCCAUUACCCUAGGAUAAUCGCCCAAACGACUUUUCGGCUCAGGUGACCAGCGAAGCAAGUGCCCGCUCAGCAACCGACUCUUUCCCUGUACGAUUGAUUGCGUCUCGCCACGAGACCGUUGCGACCGCUCACAUUUCGACCGGAAUACUGAAUUGGAAACCAACGCUGGCUAACUGAGGUUUUCUCGACUGAUGGUGCGAAAGGUGUCGAGGUGAUUUGGAUUUGAGGAGGGAUUCACACAAAGGACUGACUUUUCUCCAACUGGUGUCGGCCUCUUUGGCAUUGUACUCUUUCUCUACACUCCGCAACUCUUAUUUCCUCGUUGUCCAAGUAAAUCAGAAUUGAUUUUCAUUACUCUUGAGAGGUGCUAAGCGCAAGAGACAUCACACACAAGCAAGAAGAAAAAUUACAAGCAUCAAGUCUCUCUCUACUCACGUUGAGGUAGCGUUGCAUCUUCGUGGUAUCCCGCGAAGUCUUCAUCGCCACUCAAAUCAAAUAUUUGAUUGCGCACUUUACUGCUGCCAACGUCUAUAGCGGUCUACACCUGUGACCUUACCAAACGAGACAUCAUGGCGUCCUCCGUGUUCUUCAAGUUCAAGUCUCAAAAGGAGCCGACGCGAGUUGAGUUCGAUGGCACCGGUAUUUCCGUCUUCGAGCUGAAGCGCGACAUCAUCUUGAAGAGCGGCUUGGGAGAUGGUACCGACUUCGACCUUGCCAUUUACUCCGAGGAUGGCAGUGAGGAGUACGAUGAUGAUACGACUAUUAUCCCCCGAUCUACGACCGUAGUUGCUCGUCGCCUUCCAGCCGCCAAGCCUGGUGCAGGCCGAGGCGCCCGAUAUGUCUCUGGCAAGAUGCCCGUUGCUGCGAAGAAUUCCUCCCGCAAAGAACAGACCACCAAAUCAGCCACAGCCAAGGCCGCAUCCAACGCCAUCAGCCAGAUGAACAAUGCCAUGACCGAAGAGGAGAAGAUGGCAGCCAUGUUCCAGGCUCAAACCGAGUCUUGGUCAGCCCAACAGGAGGAAAUGUCAAACCAAACUCCUGUGUUCAAGCCAGGUUCUAAGAAGCCAGCAAACGUGCCUGACCAUGACCCUCCCAAUGGCUACAUUUGCUAUCGCUGUGGAGAGAAAGGUCACUGGAUUCAGUUGUGCCCAACGAACGACGAUCCAGAGUUUGACAAUCGUCCACGUGUGAAGCGCACGACUGGUAUUCCGCGGUCAUUUUUGCGCACAGUGGACAAGUCGGUUGCCCUCGCCCAGAGUGGUGACGACGAGACCAAGAGACCAUCAGGCAUCAUGGUCAAUGCCGAGGGAGAAUUCGUGAUCGCUGAGCCUGACAAGGCUUCAUGGGAACAGUUCCAGGCCAAAGCCAAGUCUUCAGCGUCUGCUGCCAAGGCAAUCGCUAUGGGAGACAAAGAAUUGCAGGAGCAGGGACUUGAGUGUCCUAUCGACAAGAAGAUGUUCAUAGACCCAAUGAAGACCCCGUGCUGCCAGAAGACGUAUUGCAAUGAUUGCAUAACCAAUGCUCUCAUCGAAUCGGACUUCGUCUGCCCUAAUUGCUCUACGGAAGGUGUCUUGAUUGACGACCUCAAGGCUGAUGAGGAAGCUGCGGAGAAGAUGAAGGAGUUCCUCAAGGAGAAGAACGAUGCAAAGAGCCCGACAGCAGCCUCGCCGCCGCCGGCCUCGUCGCCCAAGGAAAAUGGAGAGACAAAGACAGAUUCAGCCAACGGAAACGCCAAAUCGCCCACAUUCCAAAAAUCCCCUAUGGCCACGGUAGCAGCUCCUGCCUCAGCGCCAAUAGGCCCGAAGACCGAUGGCACGCCAAAGUCGACCUCAGCAACUCCUGCCACCGCUCCGUCCGGCCCCGCCGCUGAGCGCGCGUCGUCUGUGGAGUCCAACUCCAAGAAGCGCCCUGCUGAUGAGUUGAUGGAGAACCCCAAGAUUCCGAAGGCUCCGAAGGCGAUGCAGAAGCAACAAGAGCAACAGCAAGCGAUGAUGAACGGCAUGAACGGCAUGGGCAACAUGGGCAUGGACCCGAUGAUGGGUUUCGGCGGCAUGAACAUGAUGAACGGCUUCAUGGGAAUGCCAAACAUGCCCAAUAUGCCAAACAUGCCAAACAUGGGUAACAUGAACAUGGGGAUGCCAAUGAUGGGCAUGAUGAACCCGAUGAUGGGUAUGCCCGGCUUCAACCCCAUGAACGGCGGCGGCUUCCCUGGUAUGGGCGGCAACAACAACAUGUACGGCAACAACUUCGGCGGUAACAUGAACGGCAUGAAUCAUAUGAAUGGCAUGAGCGGCGGAAUGAAUGGUGGCGGGAUGAACGGCGGCGGCAUGGGUGGCUAUAAUCAGCGGCAACGCCACAACUUCACACAGCCGAGCAACGACGAGGACGCGUACUUCCGAAGGCCGGUGAACCCUCACCGUCACCAGAACCGGCAGAAGCGUGUCCGCCCCAGCGACUACAGGGAGCUGUGAGCGCCUCUCUCAAUCGACGGUUCCUACAAUGGCCAUCCACGACUUCUUCGAUUGUAAAACUAGACGACACGCAUUGCAUUACGGGGUCAUUCAUCAUUAUCAUUCUGGAAAAACACGGCAUAACACUAUCCUCACACAGCCAAGAGGAAUUUGGACAAGGCUUUUUCAUGGUCUGCAGGGCGUUCGGGAACGGGGUAGGGGCGGACUUCUCUAAUGUGCCUGGGACGGGAAGGGAAUCAAUUGGACUUUACUGUCGCUGCCAUAGUGCAGAACAAUGGGGCAGGGGAUAAUUGGGAUAAUGAAGCUACGCCGUCAGUGCUCAGCGUUAAGGGCACUCUGAUAUCACGC